Molecule: messenger RNA, 8047 nt
Organism: Ceratina calcarata
Lineage: Eukaryota; Metazoa; Arthropoda; Insecta; Hymenoptera; Apidae
Product: runt-related transcription factor 1
Exons: 7
Coding region: 5524-7338 (604 amino acids)
Biological process (GO): regulation of DNA-templated transcription
Cellular component (GO): nucleus
Molecular function (GO): RNA polymerase II cis-regulatory region sequence-specific DNA binding; ATP binding; DNA-binding transcription factor activity, RNA polymerase II-specific
Source: RefSeq, a predicted model, not a curated record
CCUUUUUCGACAAUUGGCCCCGGCUAACAUGUGCUAACCGUGUGUGAUUACUCUUUGCUCUACGGGCGACCCUUCUACCGCGAACCGCUGCCCCGCCGCCCCCUCUCGUCCAUAGUUCGGGUCCUUCCGCCUUCGGUGCUCGCCCGCGAAAAUCAAAGUGUCACGGCACGCGGGUCCCCUAGUAGUAGUUCCGCGCGCCGGCAAUCGGGAAGCGAGUGCGUGAAAAUCGAAAGCUGUUAUAUCGGUGGUGCCGCUGCUGGCGCGAAGUGACGGACAGUUGGUGAAUAGGUAGAGGGUUCGUUGAACACAGUGUCGAUCUCCCAUGUUUGCGUCAGAUUUUUUUCUAUUUUCUGGUCUCUAUUUUUCGUCGCUUUUUAGCGGGCACGUAUUUUGUUAACGAUUUUGUUCGUUUUUUCGGGUGGCUAAAGCGCGGCGCGGGGCGCAAAGCCGGCCGGACCGGGGGCGGCCGGGGACGGGAAACGUGAGCACCAAUUAUUUCUUCCAGCAUGGGAACAACGACCGGCGUUGAUCUAAUUGGUCGCCAGUAGGUAAUUGUUCGGUGCCGAUAAUUGGGCCAAUUAAUUUGUACGGAAAAGUGCGUCGAUAAUCGUCCAGCAUUCACCUCCGCGAUACCGAUUAUGUGGACCGUGUAGGAUGCGGGUUAUAGAAUAUCGUUACCGUUCAAAAGGCCGAGAGAUGAACGGGCGAGGGCAACAGAAAAAAAGGAGGACACGAAACGAAACGUGUAUAGAAAAAACGAGGAUGGAGCGUGAUAAAAACAAGGAGGGAAGGGGGCGAGUCGGAAGCACGACCGGUCACGUAAUCGAAUAUAUUUUUAUCUUUUAAUUGAAAAAUAUCGUCGCCCAGCCGUUCCGGGCUGGUAAUUUUAUGGCGACAGGAUUUAAUUACACAAAAUCACGUCGAACCGGACAAUAUAAUUAAAUACCUGUUUUUCCGUGAAAAUUUGACGCCGGUUUGGUCGGGCGAGAACGGAUUUUUAUCGAAAUACCCGAAACUUGUUAAAUAUCUGACUGGACAAACGCUCACCACUUAUUCUCUUAUACACUUCACAGAUUCUCUUCUAUCCAUACCUAAUAAGUAGACAUUUUAUAUACAGUUGGAAUACACAAAAAUUAUGAAUUUUCUGAUGUAUCAAGCUAUGCAGGAUAUCAAAAGUUGGUUCUAUUAAAACUUUAAAGUCAAUUUCUGGAAAUCUUAGUUGAACAUACAUUAUUAUAGUUCGUUAAAUUAAAUUAUGAUUUCUCAAACGUGUUUACAGUUACAUAUAGGAAAUAAAAUAUUUUACAUUAUUAACUAAUUAAUGGUUCAGUUUCACCAUAGAACAUAAUAUUUGUAUUUCAUGUUCUCGUCUACAUUAUAAGAAUUGCUUGAGUCAAGUGGCUCAAGUAAUGCCAGGUUGUCACAGUUCGAUAGUAGAUCUUAUGAAGACACGAGUUUCUGUAUAUUUAAAUACAAAUAGCUUAUUCUGCAGUCAUUAGGAAGUACGAAAUAUGAAUUUUCGACCUGUAGAAUUGCAUUCUCAUUUUAAUAUAUUUUACUAUACAUUUUAAUAUUUGCAUACUAAUUUUAAUAAUUACUAUUUAUAACUGCAUCACUUCCAAGUACUUCAGUGUAAAGUGCAAGUGUUUUUAAGCUUGAUUAUUUUAGGAACUUGGUUGGUAACCUGGAUAUUUAAUCGUAGCUAAAGUGUCUUGCAUUUUAAUGGAAUUAAUAUCAAUCAAUGUUUUAAUGAUGCUUGUCUGAAAGACUUAUUUUAAACUGAUACCAUAAAUGUUCCAUUUUGUAUCAGCAUGUAUUAAUAUGAGUUUCAUCAUGAAUUGGGAUAUAUGAAUAAUUCCUGUUAUUCCUAAUAUAUGUACAUUCAACUGAUUACAUACAUAUAUAUAUAUAUAUAUAUACACAGGAUGUGUAGAAUGUAUCACAGCGUGUCGGAAACAGGGGGAAACUGUGGAUGAUCACGAAGAAAAAAAGAGAAAGGAAGGCGAUGUACUGCCGGAGGGUCCGAAACGUAUGACGAAAUGCAUCUCGGGAACUCGACGUUUAGGGACGCGGAGGCGUUGUGCAUUGUUACCCAUAUAGGGGCGCAGGAUUAUAUGGGGUGGUCGCUCCCGUUCAGGGAUCCUCGUAACUUGCUACAGAUCCGUCAUGAUCGAUAGUCUUCUGGCGUCGUUCAAAAGAGAAACCGGAGUUUGGUUCUCAAUGGCUGGAUUGCUUGUCAUCUCGAUUUUCACUACACAAUUCCGCUUUUCAUAAUUCGUUUAUGAUUUAGAAGAGACGCAGCUGAGCUUUAAAUUACGAAUGGAUAAAAUUCUGAAAGAAUGAGAUCAGAAUUUCUUCUGUGCCUCCAAUCUGCACUUCAUGGAACUUUUAAGGUUGAGCAUUUAAAUAAGAAUAAUGACAAAGAAUUCAAAUUUUAAUAGUCAUCAGAUGUCAGGUUAAUAAAGUACUGAGUGAAAUUUUAGAAAUUUUGCAAGGCUAUUAAAAGAGUUGUUACAUCUUGAAUUCUUACGUUGAAUGGCAACAUUUUCACUUCAUUUAUAAAAGCUUAUCGGUUCAUAUAUUGGAGACAGUUUUUGUCAUAUUUCUUAAACUUUUGACAGAGAUCUUACACAGUUGAUACAACCUUAAAAGAAAUUAUUCUUCAUUUCCGAUUGUAUGAAUUUUGUCCAGGAAACCUUCAAAUGUUCCCUGAUAGCGAUUUAUAAAAAACAGUUUGGCUCGAAUGAUAAAGGGAGAAGAACGUCUCUCCUCCGUGAAAAGAAAGUUUGGUAGAUAUUUUCAUGAUGAAUCCUCGCAAUAAUCGCGUCCACUGGAAGAAGAGUUCUUCCCCUCGCAAUCAGUAAAGAUUCGUUUCCCGACUGCAACAGCAGUCGUGCGCGCACGACCAUGGGACGACUACGACGACGUCGACAGCGGCGGCGGGGACAUUAAGACAAAGUAUCCCUUUCUUUCUUGUUCGCGCAGCCCCUUGUUUCUUCCCUCGUCGUGCACCCUCUUCGGCGAGCCCCCAAGCCGUCGCGCAACCCCCGUAUUCCUUCGGUGCUAAACGCAACUACACGAGGGACCUUUCAACCGUCUUUGUUUUCCCUUUCUUCACAGUGUCGUUUCGCAAUCUCGCGCGGGGAGGUCGUUGAACGAACGGAACCAGGCAGGACUUGCGAGGAAAAAAAGGACGAUCAUCGGACGAAGGAAAGCGAGCCUCGUUAUCGGUGCACCGCAACCUGGGAACGAUCCCAACCGUGCGGUAAUUACAGACCGUGGAACCAGUUUCUUUUCCACCGCGCUUUCCUCCUUUUUCGGGCAACUCCGAAACCGCAGCGUUAAACGUUUUGCAUUCAAGUUUCCUCGUUUUGCGUUACGUGGAUGAGACAAGUGAAUAUAAUUUGGAAUGACUUAAAAAAUGAUCGACGAUACUACAAAUUUCAGUGUGUUUAUCAAACAAUUUGUGAGUUGGUAUAAACAUGAACUAUUUCAGUGAAUGUGUGGAGGCUAAUUACCGUUGUGAUAUAAUCUUGGAAGCUGUGAUUCGAGACACGUGAAAGGAUAGUGUGAUCGAGUAAUCAACGUGAUUAUUCGUUUACAGAUCAAAGUGAUUUUUGUCGAACAUAUUUCUCAGCGCGUGUCGCGGAAUAGAGAGUCGGAGAGGAUACCGCGGGAGUGGGGGUGUGUUGUCAUCACGAUCAGCGACACAGACGGCGGGAGUAUAGGCAUCGGGAUCGCGGAAGAGGGUGGCAGCGGAAGAGAGAGAGAUUUUUCCCCACCGCUUGGAAAAAGCAGCCCCCACCAAGUGCGUUUAGUACGGGCAGCCAGCGGCGGCGGUGGCGGCGGCGGCGGCGGCGGCGGCGUUCGAAGAGUGAGGCGCGGAGGGGUAGGUUAGCCAGGGUGGUCUCGGUGGUGGCUGGGGGCGGCAGCCUCAAAAAUACACCGCAACCACACCGCGCGGCUCCACCGCAGAAGCCGCCAUCUUCCACCGCCGAACCGAAACGAGACCGCGCGAGUUAAACACCCUAUCCUACUUCCCCGUGGAAGUUGCCGCUGCCACCCGCCGAACUGCCGCCCGCGAAGAACUACCUCUUCGUCCUCUGGCCACGGGAACUGCCAAGUGGCAACGUACGGGACACCGAGGAAAUUCGAAUUCCUGUUGUCGCGCCAUUCAACCGAUGGGAUAGUCAUAUCAGUCAGCGUCAACGAUCGACGGUUAUUUUCGAACUAUCAAUGAUCGUUUAAACGGUCCGGGCCGUAUGUCGUUCGUCAGUGAUUUUUUUUUGGUUUCUAAGGGAGGACUGUAUGUGUGAAAGUUUUGGUGUUCCUUCGGUGGUGUUCGAGCGAGGACUUCCGGGAAGAGCAAUGUGCGUAUGUGGGAUUUGUGUUGCGGUCAGAGCUGGCUCGGAGGAUCCCCGGUGCUACUGCUGAGUUAACACCUGUUAGAUAGUCGAGCCGAAGUGCUGAUGUGACACACGUGCGAGUUAGGAAUUUUCCGAUCCGGCCACGAAUCUUCCGAGCAGUGAAUCAACCCUGUAACUAAUUCCGAUCGCGCGGGGGUUAACGGCAAUUGUCAGGGACCGAGGGGUGGGUUUGAGUGACUUUCCGUCGAAUCGAAGUAGCGGGGCUGCAUCCGAUCAAAGAAACGUGGGUAGAGCUCGAUUCCAAUAAAACGAAUUUUCCCCGCGAGUUGGCAAUCGGGGAACGAAGAAUUUGCAAACGGAUGCUAGCGGCCCCGACCCCCGGGAUAAUGAAAUAAGGAUCAAAGGUCGCUGGGGUCCGUGCGCCGCACGAAACCUGUCCGCGUGCCGCCAAUCAAGCUUAUUAUUCGGUGAACGAUGACUAUUCAUCGAUUCACUUCAUUAGAUCAAGCUUCCUGAACAACUUCUCACGAACAGAUCUCAGCGCAUUAACACCGACUAAUAUUGCUCAUACGAACCAAACGAUGAGACAAGAACGAUGAUCAGAUUCGAUAAAAAAUUGAAUGUGAUAGCUUAUUAAUAUCAAGACUAUCAUCUUGGUACCAGAAAGUGGUUCCAUCGUUUCGCAAUAUGAUUUCCUUUUAUUAUUUCUAAAAAUCUUUGUACAUAUGAAAAUAGACGUCUGAUUCUGCAAGACUCAAAUACGAAGAAAAGAAUCCUAUUUUUCACUAUCGGAUGGAUAAAGAAUAAAUAAGGACAGUGAACAAAUGAAUGUGAAUUUUUAUUAAUAUAGACGAUACGUCUUAAAACAAUAAAACCACAGAAGGAUUCCAUCUUCUAGCAAUAUGAUUUUGUUUUAUUAUUUUUAAGAAUCGUUGUACAUAUGAACAUUAAAAACAGAUUAGAUCGGAAUUAAUAACAAGAGAGAAGCCUGAUUUUAACGAGAUUCAGAUACCAAGAAAAGAAUCUUAUUUUUCGCAGUCGUAUGGAUAAAGAAUAAAUAGAAACAGUGAUCAGUUUGAAAACGAUUGAGCCGAGUCGUCCGCGGUCUGUCGGCGAGGAAGAACGUUUUAAAGAAAAGUCCGAUGAUCCUGUUCUCAUGACGAACCCUUUGCGCGAUGCACGCCCCGAGGAUCGGCCUCCAGGCUUAGAUUAUUCCGACCCCCGAUUGCUGAGGAACGGGCACCAGGAUCAUCAGGGAGCCACAGUGCACCAGAUCGGCGGCGCAAGGAUACGAAGGACUAGGACCUCGUCCUCGAGGAGAAGAAUGCACCUAGCCAACGAGGUCCCACCGCAAGCAGCCACCGGCGGCAACAAUCUACCCGACUACGCUCUCACCGCGGACCUCCUCGCUGAGAGGACCCUCGAUGGCCUGUUCGCGGAACAUCCUGGAGAACUGGUGCGAACAGGCUCGCCGCACGUGGUUUGCACCGUGUUACCAGCGCACUGGCGGUCGAACAAGACGCUUCCAGUGGCGUUUAAAGUCGUGGCUCUCGGCGAAGUCGGCGACGGGACUCUGGUCACGGUGCGGGCCGGCAACGACGAGAAUUGCUGCGCGGAGUUGCGGAAUUCAACCGCGGUGAUGAAGAAUCAAGUCGCCAAGUUCAACGAUCUUAGGUUCGUCGGCAGAAGCGGCAGAGGGAAGAGCUUCACUCUGACGAUCAUGCUGCAGACGUCACCACCUCAAAUAGCCACCCUGUCGAAAGCAAUCAAGGUUACCGUGGAUGGACCCAGAGAGCCCAGGUCCAAAACAAGACACCAGGCAUUCCACCCGUUCCACUUCGGGCCCAGACCGUUCCCGUUCGGCCACCCUCAAGAUCCCCUGGGAUUCAAACUGUCCGGACUGCAGCACCUGGGUCUGGAGCAAGGAGCCGGUCAAGGGUGGGGUGGAUUACCCCGGGGUUCUCUUCCGCCGCACUGUCUUCCGCCCCCGCCCGGUCACCAUUCGCAUACACAUCCUCCGGCGGCCGGUGCGUCGGCCUUCAAUCCCUUCCACCACGGCAUCGAGCAGAGAUCGCCCAGGCUGCCUGGACCUAAUUCCGAUUCAUCGAGGAAUGACUUGGGUCCGAUCAGCGUGUCUGUUAGGGAGGUGACCCCGGCUACGUCGCCAGGCAAUCCAGGUCCUGGUUUGCUCACCACGGCCACUGUCGCGGCACCCACGCCUCCAGCGGAACCCACCACCACCACCACCACCCCCAGUCCUUCUGGACACCAUUCACAUUUCCAAGGUCUCCACCUUCUCGGCGCAACGGGGUCAAUUUUCGGGUCGAUAUUCGCCCCGUUACUCCCGCAAUCUUCCUGGCUGUACAAUCCGCUCUAUCACACGCAGCAGUACGUCUUAGAACCAGAAUGGCACGCUCUGGCGUUGAGGAUGGCUCAGCAGCGAUUGCAGAGGCCCGAUCAAGCCCGGGUGGAGGAGAUGCGGAAACUGCGCGACAACAGCAGCAGCCCGGAGUCCGCGUUGAAAGAGGAGAAACGGCGGGACGAGGAUCAGGGCGUUUUACGCCGGAGCUUGGACAGCCCCGACGGCAGCAUAGAAGUCGACGACAGGAACGAGAACGAUUUGAACCGAGACGAGUCGAUCCAAGAGCAGGACUCGCCGAGGAUCUCGUCCGUCAGGAGUGACAUGGAGGACACGAACGCGAGUUUCCAAGACGCUUCGGUCCACCUGCGACCCAGCGUGGAUAACUCGAACGAUCAGGACGGUAGCGAGGGACACAUCUCGCGGCGGGAUUUGAAAAUCCGUUUAGAGGGCACCGUGGACCUCAGCACGAAAAAGGGACAGGACAAGGAGAACGUCGGUCAGGAUUUAACCACCAGGAAGAAGGAGGACGACACGGACGUAGAAAAGGACGCCGUGCGAGGGAGAAGGGAGAGGAGCCCCAAGCCCAGACAAGUCUGGAGACCGUACUGAACGAUCCUCGACGAGGAUGAAUAUUCGAAAACGAUUUCCUAACCCAGAACCCCGUUUCGAAGUCCUGUUGUAAAUUCCCGGAGAGGCCGGCGUCCCCUUAUCGGCGGAUCGGUUUAGGGUUUCGAUCGUUAGACCGUUCCGUGGUAAUAUCGCUCGUACGCGAGUCCGAGAGUCUCCCGAAGGAGGAUCGGAGGCCCCGGGGACUAUCAUGGACUCGAGGACUAACCAGGGUUUACGUUCGUAUUUCCAUGUACAUAAAUAUGUAAACGGCGUCCAAUUAUUAUUUAGGCGAAAACGUCUCGCGUGCACGUUACCCCACCGUCGUCUCGAGUGAGGAUAAUUCGCGAGACUCUCCUCGAACGAUUCCCGCCAGGCAACGUCGCUAACGAUGAUCAGCCUCGACUUUAAAUUAUCGACCCGCGGCGGGACUCGUUCGAAAGUUCCUCGUCGAGGAAACUCACGACGUUGUAAAUAUCGCUGAUUUAAGAACGUUACCAGUCCGGGCCGAGUCACGUCUCUGCAAGCUAGUUCUUUCCUUUUUACGAACAUUAAUCGGCCGUUAGCAGAUGAACGUGACUGAAUGUUAAGUGUGAGACGUUCCGAGUGUGAGAGAGAGCCAGUGUGUCCUGCGUUAACGUGACCGGCGCCGUGAACGAGGUUCUUUCACUGUUUAAGUACGUCAUCAAAUAAAGUAAUAUCAUCCGUUCCA